CAACUGUCAUAGCUAUGAAAGACUGUGACCUCCCCCGUCUCCUCGGAUUGCUCCUUAUCAACCAGUUGAGGUACACCCGCUCAGUUCCCUGCACUGCUUCUUGCAUAAUCAGCAAUUCCUUCAAUAUAUAACUCUUGGACAGCGUACGUCGAGCUCUCUUCAGACGAGCGUUUGGAAACGCAGGCAACAGCUUUCGCGCUUCUUGAGACCUGUUUUCAGCAUUGCAGCAAUGACCACCGUUGAUCCCAUUUUCUCAAAGGGAGAAGACUGCAAGCCGUCGUGGACCGACGCAAGCGCUGACUACAAUGCGGCCGAUACACAUCUCGAAAUCAUGGGAAAGCCUGUAAUGGAGCGUUGGGAGACUCCAUACAUGCACUCUCUGGCUACAGUUGCAGCUUCUAAAGGCGGACGUGUCCUUGAGAUUGGCUUUGGAAUGGCCAUUGCAGCAACUAAGGUGGAGUCUUAUCCCAUCGAAGAGCACUGGAUUAUUGAGUGCAACGAUGGGGUAUUCGAGAGACUGCAAGAGUGGGCAAAAUUACAGCCACAUAAAGUGAUUCCCCUGAAAGGCUUGUGGGAAGAUGUUGUUCCCACCCUGCCAGACAACCACUUUGACGGUAUUCUUUAUGACACGUAUCCACUGUCAGAAGACACAUGGCACACACACCAGUUUAACUUUAUUAAGGGCCAUGCCAACAGGCUGCUCAAAGCGGGUGGAGUCCUGACCUACUGUAACCUUACCUCCUGGGGGGAGCUGCUCAAGACGAAAUACAACGACAUUGACAAAAUGUUCCAGGAGACACAAGUGCCUCAUCUGGUUGAUGCAGGUUUUAAAAAGGAGAAAAUCAGCACUACGUUGAUGGACAUUUCUCCUCCAACUGAGUGCAAAUACUACUCUUUCAACAAAAUGAUAACACCAACCAUCAUUAAGGGAUAAGCUACCAAAACACAAACUGCUCUAUCAGUGAGCAUUUUGCCAUAUUCUUUUAUAUCACCCAGUGCCUUGACUUGCAGUGCCGUUAUCUGAUUCAUAGAGACCUUGAAAUUGCACUAACAUGUUCAACAGAUGAGGAUUUUUUUUUUUUUAUAAAUAGCUGUAAUGAAUGUCAAUCAAAUACUAUGGCGAAAUCCACGUUUAAUAAACACAUUAUAGUUAAAAAAAAAAAUCCUUGGAGUA
Messenger RNA from Chanos chanos (milkfish), 1174 nucleotides. RefSeq names its product guanidinoacetate N-methyltransferase (gene gamt). The transcript is spliced from 6 exons. NCBI's taxonomy places the organism in Eukaryota, Metazoa, Chordata, Actinopteri, Gonorynchiformes, Chanidae. Gene Ontology annotation, biological process: creatine biosynthetic process. The record is from RefSeq and is a predicted model, not a curated record. Gene Ontology annotation, molecular function: guanidinoacetate N-methyltransferase activity. Gene Ontology annotation, cellular component: cytoplasm; nucleus. The coding region runs from base 230 to 934 and encodes 234 amino acids.